Messenger RNA from Eutrema salsugineum, 1590 nucleotides. Its product is annotated as probable ribose-5-phosphate isomerase 2. Gene Ontology annotation, molecular function: ribose-5-phosphate isomerase activity. The record is from RefSeq and is a predicted model, not a curated record. Gene Ontology annotation, biological process: pentose-phosphate shunt, non-oxidative branch. NCBI's taxonomy places the organism in Eukaryota, Viridiplantae, Streptophyta, Magnoliopsida, Brassicales, Brassicaceae. The transcript has a single exon. Bases 424 to 1215 code for a protein of 263 amino acids.
UCACUUUCUUUUCUCCGCCACCACACAAACAUAUUCUUCUUCUUCUUCCUCGCAAUUUCAUAUUUCUUACGCUAGUCUUCAAUUCUAUAUAUACAAACAUUUCAUUCGACCUCUAUUCAUUGCCUCCUAAUCCCCGGUUUCUCCAAAGUAUUGGCUUUUCUUCCUAAUUCCACCCAAUUCUGCUUCUGGGUUCUUCGUAUUCAUCUUUAAUUUUUGUAUUUUCCCUCCGAACGUUUCAGGGAUUAUACAAAUUUUCAUUCAUUUGAUAAAUUUUCCCAAACCAAUCUCGAAUUAUCUACAAAUUUGAUUUCUUUUUCACCAAAUUCUCCCCUGUAAUCUUCUUCAAUUUUGGAUUUUUCCUCCCAAUUCCGCCAUUUUAUCCUAAAUUCAUUUGAUUCUAUCGAAUUUGGAAGAGGGGUAUCAAUGGCGCUCGCGUACGAUCCUCUCUUCAUCACAUCGGAAAAAUCCGCCAUGGAAGCACCCUCACCGCCGCCGAUGAUCUUAACCCAAGACGAGCUCAAACGAAUCGCCGCUUUCAAAGCCGUCGAGUUCGUCGAAUCCGGCAUGGUCCUCGGACUCGGCACCGGCUCCACCGCCAAACACGCCGUCGACCGAAUCGGCGAGCUUCUCCGGCAAGGAAAACUUGAGAACAUCGUCGGAAUCCCAACGUCGAAGAAAACGCAGGAGCAGGCUCUCUCCGUCGGAAUCCCUCUCUCCGACCUCGACGCGCAUCCCGUCAUCGACCUCUCCAUCGACGGCGCCGACGAGGUCGACCCUUUUCUCAACCUCGUCAAAGGACGAGGAGGGUCUCUGCUCCGUGAGAAGAUGAUCGAAGGAGCUUCCAAGAAGUUCGUGGUGAUCGUCGACGAGUCGAAGAUGGUGAAGCAUAUCGGUGGGAGCAAGCUUGCUCUUCCGGUGGAGAUUGUUCCCUUUUGCUGGAAAUUCACGGCGGAGAAGCUGAGGAAGCUUCUGGAGGGAUACGGCUGCGAAGCGAAUCUCCGGUUGGGAGAGAAAGGGAAGCCCUUUGUGACGGAUAAUGGGAAUUACAUUGUGGAUAUGUAUUUGGACAAGGAUAUGGGAGAUUUGAAGGUAGUGAGUGAUGAGAUUUUGAGGCUUCCUGGAGUUGUGGAGCAUGGUAUGUUUCUGGAUAUGGCUUCCACUGUUAUCAUUGCAGGUGAGCUUGGUGUCAAGAUCAAGAACAAGCAGGCGUUUUGAUUUUGUUUCGUUCUUGUUUUUUGGGUUUUUGUCGUUUUUUGGGGUGUUUAGGACAAGGAGGAUUGUGGUUGUAUGGAAGAAGAAGAAGAAGAAGAAACUGAUCUAGAUCAUAAUAGAUAUAGGUUCGGAUGAUUUGUUAUGAUGUCACUGUGAGGAGAUUUGACUUUUCACAGAGUUUUGGUUGCUUUGAUCAUAUUUCUUAGUUCUUUGCCUUCUUGAAUGCUUCUUUCUUAGUAUUGGGCCUGUACGUUCUUAUAUGUUGGGCUUUGCUUCGGUUCGGUUAAUUCUCAUACAAGUUCGAUAUUGGUAGGCUCACUACUAGUCUACUACACAUAUUCUCUCAAUCAAAUUUCUUGACUGGAUUCGAGUUUCAAA